This is a messenger RNA of Papaver somniferum (opium poppy), 879 nucleotides long. Its product is annotated as L10-interacting MYB domain-containing protein-like. NCBI's taxonomy places the organism in Eukaryota, Viridiplantae, Streptophyta, Magnoliopsida, Ranunculales, Papaveraceae. The record is from RefSeq and is a predicted model, not a curated record. The coding region runs from base 1 to 879 and encodes 292 amino acids. The transcript has 2 exons.
AUGGAGAAAAAAGAAGAUGAAAAUGCAAAUAAGAUAACUUUUAGGAGCAUCCCAGCAUUUAGAGGAUUAUUUAUUGACCAAUGUUUGGCACAAGCUACUGAGCAUGGGUUUUAUGGAACUUCUUUGAAGCAAACUUCGUGGGGAAAUUUGUGCAAAUACUUUUCUGAGAAGUAUGACUGCACUAUCACCCAAAAGAAAUUGAGAAACCACUGGGAUUACUUGCGCACCCAAUAUGUCACUUGGUCCCGUCUCUUAGCAAGAACCGGGCAUGGGUACAACGCGGAGACGAACACUUUUGAUUGGAGCGAAGAGCAGUGGAUUGAAUUAGACAAGACAAUCAAAAACGCCAGUCAAUUCAAGAACAAGGGACUGGAAGAUGCAGAGAAGUUGCAGAAUUUAUUCGAUGGGAAGUUCUCUACUGGAGUUAAUAGGGAUACGCCUGGAAGAACGGAACCACCUUGUUCAGCUGGAACUUCUACAACUAAUGGAUCUGAAUCUCGUACAACUCAUGGAAAAGAACAAAAUCAUGAGGAUGACAACGAGGUUGAUUCUAGUCUCAAUGCAAAGGGGAGUGGCAGGAAAAGGAAGAAGGAAAUGGAGGAAGCAUCAAGUGAUCUAUUAACUGAGAAAGUUUGUUCUAUUGUAACAUCGAUGGAGACUCAUCUUCAACAUAAGAAACUUGCUCUAGAAAAGGAUAACGCGGCCGAAUUCAUGAAAGCUUUGGAUAAUUUACUUGAGACUGAUUGUAUCACAAUGGAUGAGUAUUUGAGCAUAAGUUUAAAAGCUUCAGAGAUGCCUGGUUGGCAGAAAUUGUUUGUCAGUUUGAAAAGCAAUGAGCUUCGUGUUGCCUUUGUACACAAGCUUUUAAAAGAACGUUGA